Thyridium curvatum is the source of this 1833-nucleotide messenger RNA. RefSeq lists its product as uncharacterized. NCBI's taxonomy places the organism in Eukaryota, Fungi, Ascomycota, Sordariomycetes, Thyridiales, Thyridiaceae. The record is from RefSeq and is a predicted model, not a curated record. Gene Ontology annotation, molecular function: oxidoreductase activity; copper ion binding. The transcript has 6 exons. The coding region runs from base 1 to 1833 and encodes 610 amino acids.
AUGCCCAAGCAACUUGAUUCCGGCAAGCACCGGGGGCGACUUUUCUGGCUUUUGAAUGGCGGUCUGCUCUCAUCGGCUUUCGUUUUGUUCUUUAUAUACUUCUUCGAGCCACUUUCGUUUAAAAGAGGACUGCUUCGUUCACGGUUUCCCGUCGAGUCCACGAGAAAUACACGGCUCUUUAACGCCCAGCUCAGACCGGAAGCUCACGAAAGCAGAGAGAACACCACGAUUCAACUAGAUUGGACAGUCACGAAAGGCCUCAGAUAUCCCGAUGGAGUGGGCAAGUGGGUCUACCAGGUGAACGGUGAGCGUCCUCCGCUUCUUUGCAUCCCACCCGUCGAUCUCUCUCGGAACUCGGCUGACAAAGUGUCUCCAGGCCAGUUUCCAUGCCCCAGUAUUGAGGCCAGAGCAGGGGAUACUAUUGUCAUCGAUGUCCACAAUCAAUUAUCGGACGAGGGACUAGCACUCCAUUUCCAUGGGCUGCGUAUGGAAGGCGCAAACCACAUGGACGGCGUGGUCGGCAUCACUCAGCGUGCCAUCGCUUCCGGUGAAAGCUUCACCUACUCUUUCCGCAUCAGCCCAGCCCAGGCGGGUACCUUUUGGUGGCAUUCUCAUGCAGAGUUUCAACGUGCCGACGGUCUAUACGGUGCCUUCAUCGUGCAUGCGCCUAAGGCAAGCGGCGAAGCACUUGGUUCGAUGUCUGGCUGCGGCGCAGAGUAUGACGAAGACUCGGUCCUCCUGAUCGGCGAUUGGUACCACUCGCCAGCCCAAGAGGUGCAGGAAAAUUACGAUAGCUACACACAUUGGGGUCUUGAGCCAGCUCCGGACUCGCUACUCAUCAAUGGUGUCGGCCUUUUUAACUGUCCCAGGCUUCCACACUGGAGGAAGGUUGAAUGUAUGUCCACGACGACACCAGGCCUGGCCCCACGUGGGAGUACUUCACGUCUGCGAAUCGUCAAUGUUGGAGCUAGAAUCACAGUGCUGACAGUCGACGGCGGCAAUGCCGUGGCACCACAGAACCAGACAUGGUCGGCUGUAGGCACCGUACAUCCUGGUGAGAGAGUGGAUCUUCUUGUGGAAUGGAUGGACGCGGACGCAUUCGAAAUCAUCCUAGAUCGAGAAUACUACCGGUCAAAAAAUCUCGCAUUGACACCUGAGCAAGCUUUUCCAGUGAUUCGGGCGGAUGAAAUACAGGGCGGCCGACAAAGUCGAGCCACGACCCGCUCUCCAAAUCCAACUGCACUGGACCUCGUCGAGCUUACCGGCGUACAGCUAUCCGGGGGAGCCCUAGGUGGAGACAGACCAGAUCAUAUUGUGCAAAUAUACACAAAGAUUGAACUACUAGCACAUCUUGAGAACAGGCCGAGAGGUUAUAUCAACCAUACAUAUUGGAUACCACAGGAGGAUGACCCUUUGAUUAGCACUCCGAGGAAACAAUGGAAUGAGCAUCAACAGGUGCCAUUUAUCCCCCUGGCCAAGAAGAAAGACACGUGGGUUGAUCUUGUUAUCAACAAUGUUGAUGAGCUUGGUCACCCUUUCCAUCUUCAUGGGUACGAGUUCUACAUCGUUUCCUCGUUUCACCCGAAGGAACACCUAGGCUGGAAUGCAUAUAACGCAUAUGACGAGCGCAAAGGGCCUCCUGGAGGUGCCUAUAACCUCAAGAGCCCGUUGAAAAAAGACACCGUGUUUGUGCCGGCUGCCGGAUAUGUAGUGCUACGGUUCAAUGCCGACAAUCCUGGACUCUGGUUCCUGCACUGCCAUAUCCUUUGGCACCAAGGGGUCGGUAUGGCCAUGACACUGGAAGUUGAAAAGUCAAAUGAUACCCUUCAAUAA